Messenger RNA from Pygocentrus nattereri (red-bellied piranha), 1579 nucleotides. It is a transcript of the gene sh2d1aa, whose product is annotated as SH2 domain containing 1A duplicate a. The record is from RefSeq and is a predicted model, not a curated record. NCBI's taxonomy places the organism in Eukaryota, Metazoa, Chordata, Actinopteri, Characiformes, Serrasalmidae. The transcript is spliced from 3 exons. Bases 144 to 548 code for a protein of 134 amino acids.
GUGUGUGAGAGGCGACGGGGGGACUUUUCAAACUUCAUUAAUAAGAUGAGCUGCUUGUGUGUGGUUUUCUAAUCAAGGCUGAAAUGGUAGUGAGUUCAGAGCUGUCUCAGUGUUUAUGAGCGUCUGGUUGCCGGUCAGUGAAAAUGGAACGAUUGGAAAUGUAUCACGGCUCCAUCAGCAAGAGCAGAGCGGAGGAGCUGCUGGCCGAAGCCAGACAGGACGGUAGUUUUCUCAUCAGAGACAGUGAGAGCGUACCGGACACUUACUGCAUCUGUGUACUGUACAAGCAGUGUGUGUUCACCUACAGGCUUUUCCAGGUAGAAGGCAACUUAUGGAAAACAGAGACGGCGCCUGGGGUCAAGGAACGGCUCUUUCGGAACGUCAACAAUCUCAUCACUGCUUUUCAGCACCCAGACCAAGGCAUGGCCAUGCCCCUCCUCUAUCCUGUCAGCGUUGACCAAUACCACAACUACCACCAACGCCACCCACUUCACCAGCAGCAUAACAGGAAACCAAAGCCCAGCCCUCAGAAGCACAUAAACUGCUGACGUCGUCAUCUUAAACGACUGCUCAGGUCAUCAUGGAAAGUCUGUAGGGCCUCAUGUGGUUUACAUGUAUAAAUAUCUCUUUUCGCUUAUGCUUAUAAUAAAUGCUACCCUUAUAUAUCACAUGGUACUGUUAGUAAGUGCAGCUCAGAUCGAUUUUUUUUUGUUGUUAUUAUUAUGCAAUAUAAUUAACAGCAUCUGCUGUGGGCAUUUUUAUCCUGAACCUGUCUCAGCUCCAGCACCGCUGAUUUAAAGGCCUCCAGAACACCUAGAACAGGGCUGUCCCGUCCAACAUCAGAAUGGUUGCAGACAUAAAGGGAGGCUAUACUUACAGGUGGACACCUCACAUCGUUAGGAACCAACAGACACUUUAAUGGGUUCUAUGCUUUUGCAGAAGGGAACAGAUAAACCAUUAGCAAUAGGGGUGAAAUGGUGCUGCGCUUGGGGUUGAAAUGUCAAAUGUAUGACGUUUGUAAUGGAUUUUACUGACAUUUCCACUGCUGCUAUAAACAGCUUUAAACCCACUCUGUGAAUUCUCUGGUGACAUGUGCAGCUGAAGCUUUGUCUGCCAGCUUUCCGCAUCUUUACUUUUACCCAUUUCAUAUACAAAGUAUCGCUGUUGUUGGACCAAAACCUCGUAUUUCCGAAUUGGUACCUUUACAGCAGAAGGAGAAAACCUCCUUUACUUUUAUGGAGUUCAACUGAGCCAGACAUUUUUUCGCUUUGUUUCGGGUCGUUUCUUUUGGUCCACUCAUCAUGAAAUUUACACACAAUGUAAAGAAACAAUAAAGGUGUUUUCAAAUGAUGUCAAUAACUGAAAAACAGCAAAAAUGAAAAUAACUCCUCUGACUUUUACACUGAAGACUAGUUCAGUUCACCACUCAGGCAAGGACCCUCCACUAUACCAAUAAGAGUCCUUGGGCAAGACUCUCAACACUACCUGUGCCUCCCUGUGUAAGACAUCAUGAUCAAAUUGGAAGUGUAGAAAUGCUGUAAAUGGAAUAAAAGGCCGUACCUUGCUCUGCCAUUCUUGA